AUGUCGUCUCCUACAGUACCGUCAACUUCAUCUUCAAAUCUGAAGCUCACACCACUGGGGUACAACCUUAUACAUUCCGAGACAUCAACUAGUGGAGGAAGCGUGACUACUCCUAACAGUGGCAACCCACCUAACCCCUUCACUGGAGGAAGUGAAGAUGGCAGUAUAACUGCUGGAAUAUCAACCACUAAUGUGAAUGCAGUGACCACUAAUACAUCUGCAAGUAUUAUUGCAAAUCCUGCUGUUCAAGCUGCAGUCAACGCCAAUGCGAUUGCAUUUGGCGAAAAGGCAAAACGUAGGAAGCAUAAAAAUUCAAAACUAGGAUGUCCAAAUUGUAAGAAGAGACGAGUUAAAUGUCUGGAGGAUUUACCGGCAUGUAUGAAUUGUCGGAAACAUAAAGUUAAAUGUGGAUAUUUGGACUAUACCGAAGAGCAACUAGAAGCUUUGCGAGAAAUGAAGGCUCAAAAUGAAUCGGAUGAUGACAUAGUAAUACCGACAUCAACCAAUACUACCAUCGCAGUGGCCGUACCAAAAUUAACCAAAAUUAAAGCUAAACCAAGAAGUAAUUCCAUGAUGUCCAGAACUCCAUUUUCAAACACCAGUUUAAAUACGACAACUACAACUUCCACCACAGUUCAAACAGAAGAAGAGUUUGAAGAAACUUUCGAUAUAAACAGUGAACAAUCAUAUCCAGCAGUUUCCUACCAGACAAUCACUCAAGAUUUUGAUAAUUUAUUAAGUGACGAAACUGUUGAUGAAUUACCAAUUAUCUACCCUGUAUAUUCCUUUAACGACUUAAGUCAAAAUCAUUCACAUCCCCAUAACAACAGCAACAACAGCAACAGCAAUAGCAACAACAGCAACAACAGUAACAACAACAACAACAACAACAAAAACUUCCAUAAUUUUGGCCGAGACCGAUCUCAAUCCCAUCCAUUGUCAUAUAAACCAAAAUCAAAACUUAGAAUUAAUGCAGCAUCCGUAUCCCAUGCCCCUCUCGUUACAGGUAAAGCGGGUGAUCCGCUCCCAGGGGCCAUCCAUUUGCAACAAACAUUCACUCAUAUCCAACGUCAAGAAGUCGAUUAUUGGAACUUGUUAGUCAAAAUGGUCACUGCCGCCGGUCCCGUCAUUCAAAAGGGAACUGCUUCAUUACAAGAUAUUCGUAUGAUUUACCGUACCUGGCUUAAUUCAUUCAUUUACAAAGGUUUCAAUUCUCAACUAAUGUUCAAUGUAUUAAUUAACUUAACCACAAAUUUCCUUAUUUCCAAUAGUUUUCAAGAAUUAUCACGGUAUUUAACUAAAUUAAACACCUAUGAAUCCGUAGCCCGGGCAGAAAAGUUAUCUAAUGAAAGAUCCAUUUGCAUUGUGAAAUCAUUCAAAUAUUAUGCAAAAGUUAUCAAGGAUUUACGUAUAUUGUUGAAUACCAAUGAAGAUCCUGAUUUAGUUGGCUCGGUAUCCUAUAUUCUUAGUCUAAUGUCAAUCUAUGAUCCUGAAGCAACUUUGAAUUCCAUGUGUUGUUUUAGAGACGGGUUGUUCAGUAUUUUAACAUAUAACUACAACUCCAUGAUUAAAAUCGGGAUCAUACCUACAUUGAUCCCAGUACAUUUGAAAUUGAUGACCAAUAUAGUAAGGUCAGUUUAUUUACCGAGCUAUGAUCCCACAUUUUUGACCGAGUUCCAACAAAUGUUGUCUCGAUUCGGGGAUAUUGUCAUGCCAUUACUUCGUCACGAUGACGACGACGACGAUGACGAAGACGAAGAUGAAGAGGACUCACCUACACGGACAUUACAUAUGUUCAUCCAGACCAAGUUCAAUGACUUGGUUGAAUUCACUAAGGAUACUAUAGCCACCUACAUUCCUAUGAUCAAUGGGCAUUUACGCAAUGUUGACUUACAACAAGAAAUCCUUUAUGACAUGUUGUACCGUUGGGUAAGAAUGUUCCCGGCUAAAUUAAUCACAGUAAGAAGAAAUUCCGAUCCAUUAGAAGCAGUUCUUUACUUGUUCUACAAAGUAUUUAAAAAGGCAUUAUAUGCCAUGUUUCCCCAAGUGAAGUUCUUUUUUUUACGUGAUUUCGACAGUCCAUUAAUGUUGGAUGUUUUCUCAGGAGACCACGAUCAAGACAUUUUUCUUCACAUGUUGAGUAACCCUAAUGUGAAUAGCUUGCCUAUUGAGCUAUACGAACCAAUAAUUGAAGAGUUGAAAGUGAUGUCAUCAUAUUUGAUUAGAAUGAUUACGUUUUUCCAAAUGAGAUUGAACUUAUUGUAUAGGUUUAUGGUGUAUGAAGAAGUUCCCAAGGAACGAUUCAAAAUUGAUAAUGUCAAACAAUGGAGAAAUACCAUUCAAGACAUAGCAUUCACCAGGUAUGAAUUCAAUCAAGUUAUUGGUCUAGAAGAAGUUCAAAUUAAAUCAUUCAUGGGCCAAUUGAUUCGUCGCGAGAACUAUCCACGGUUAGGGGCAAGCUCAGUGAGUAGUGUUAACAGUAGUGACUAUAUUGAUGUGGAUGUUGAUUUUAUGACAUUGCAAGAAUCGGGAUUGCUUGCUAAUGAUUAUAACAUCAUGACAUCGGUUUGA
Spathaspora passalidarum NRRL Y-27907 is the source of this 2571-nucleotide messenger RNA. It is a transcript of the gene ECM22, whose product is annotated as Ecm22p. Bases 1 to 2571 code for a protein of 856 amino acids. Lineage: Eukaryota; Fungi; Ascomycota; Pichiomycetes; Serinales; Debaryomycetaceae. Gene Ontology annotation, biological process: regulation of transcription by RNA polymerase II. The transcript has a single exon. The record is from RefSeq and is a predicted model, not a curated record. Gene Ontology annotation, molecular function: zinc ion binding; DNA-binding transcription factor activity, RNA polymerase II-specific.